Messenger RNA from Cannabis sativa, 1575 nucleotides. Its product is annotated as nudix hydrolase 16, mitochondrial. Gene Ontology annotation, molecular function: pyrophosphatase activity. Gene Ontology annotation, cellular component: cytoplasm; nucleus. The transcript has 4 exons. NCBI's taxonomy places the organism in Eukaryota, Viridiplantae, Streptophyta, Magnoliopsida, Rosales, Cannabaceae. Bases 678 to 1226 code for a protein of 182 amino acids. The record is from RefSeq and is a predicted model, not a curated record.
AAGGUGUGACCAAAUUUGUCUUUAAUAUGUAAAAUUGAACAUUUAGCAAAAGUUUGAGAAGAGAAUAGAUAAAGAUGAAAGUGGAGAAAGUGUGUGAAACGGAAAUGGAAGAUACGAAAAUAACCGACCAAAGCAGAGGAGCUGGCUAAUGGUCCACGAAUGCUGACCAAAUAAAGAGAGAGAAAAAAAAAAAAAAAGCUUGGGGUUCCCAAACAAACUGAUUCCCAUUCCAGGCCUCAUUUUCUUUCCUUUUACAAAUAUAAAAUUAAGCAAAAAAAAGUGGAAAACCGGGUACCGGCUAGGUUGGUGUACGGUGGUUCAUGGUUGAUGGGCGCGAAAAUUGAGAAAUUGCGGUGAAACUACUUAAAUGCGGCAGGUCCCUUCCUCAGGGCUCACUCCCAUUCGUCUUUUCUCUUCUUUUUUCCCUCUUUCAGAUUUUUAGAUUUAGAGAGAGAAACUUCUAUUAAUAAGACCUUUCUGUUAUAUAAUAAUAUAUUGAGAGAGAGAGAGAACGAGAGAGAGAUAAACGAGCGAGAGAGAGAGAGGGAAUAUGUUUCAGAUGGCUGUUUAUCUUCUUCCUUUUACCCCUCAUUUACAAGUUUGUUGAAAUAUCAUAAUAUCAACACGUACGGAUUUGACGAGAGAGUGAGAGAGGUUAUUGUUUCGUUUAGGGCCAAAUGGCGGAGUUGGUCGCUCGUACUGGUCGUCAAUUGCAGCGAUACAAAGACGGUUGCCGUCUCAUCGCCGGGUGUAUUCCUUUCAGGUAUAGAAACUGUGUUGAAAAUGGUAACAAGGUUGUGGAGGUACUAAUGAUCAACUCAACUAGUGGACCUAAUCUUGUGUUUCCGAAGGGUGGCUGGGAAAACGAUGAAACAGUUGAGCAAGCCGCAGUUCGUGAAGCCGUGGAAGAAGCUGGAGUUAGAGGGGAUUUAUUGCACUUUUUGGGUUACUACAGUUUCAAGAGCAAAACCCUGCAAGAUGAGUUUUGCCCUGAAGGUUUGUGCAAAGCUGCCAUGUUUGCUUUGCUUGUAAAGGAGGAGCUCCAGUUUUGGCCAGAGCAAAGUACUCGCCAAAGAAGCUGGCUGACCAUUCCGGAAGCCAUGGAGCGAUGCCGGCAUCAGUGGAUGAGAAUGGCCCUUGAGGAAGGCUUCUUGAAAUGGCAUGAAGAUACUUCGAAAGGAGAAAAUAAUCUGAUUUCAUCGGAUUUAUCCCUGGAGCAGGACUGAUCUCGCAUGGGCGUAUCUUUCACGAACUGAACUUUCUUUUCAAUUUCAAAGUUAGAUAGGCCAGAUUAAGGAUAUCAAAACAUGUGUUCAUCCUUUUUAGGUGUUUUGAUUUUUGUUGUUCUUUCGCUUUGAACGUAUAAUCAGUUUGUUUUGUAAUCAAGUCUGAAAUGACAGAAGAGAAAUGAGGAAAACAAAAGCCAAAAAAUGAUCCAUUCUUUUGCCUAAAGGAAAGCCAUUUCUGGGUUUCCAGACUUUCCAAGAUUGAGAAAUGUCCUCAUUUAUUUCUCAAAAAACAAUAAUAAUCUAUUAGCUUAUUACCAAAGAGUGGGUUUGCUCACUCAUUUAGUCA